CCUGACCUCAUCUGCUCAUCUAGCCCUUGACCAAGCCCCGCCACACUCCGAGCCAGUCCAAGACCCCAAGGCCAGAAUUCGGAUCAUCGCCUGUCUUUGCCUCUUCCGCCGCUUGUCCUGAACCCUGACAUAGGCGGGAAGCACGCUCAGCGUGUUUCGGGCCAAAUACGGCUAUUGCACCUACUAUCGACUUGUCUUUUUUAUUCAAAGCUCAUCCUCUUCUCAGCUCUCAAUCGUCCCACCACUUCUCUAUUCCCACCUUUGACCCCUACUUUCACUCCUCUCCUCCCCUUCAUCAUGCCUUCCAAUCCAGAAUGGGUCAAGGCCCUCAAGCCUUCCGGGCCCCAGGGUUCCGAGUUGCUCUCCCAAGAAAGGGCAAAAUCCAACCUCAACGUUGAUCAACUAGCCGAAUUCCUCUUCACAAAAGACGUCCUAGACAGGAACGAGAGAAUCUUAAACAUCCUCACCGCCGACCCGGUCUUUGACAAGUCCCAAAACUAUUUUCGAGGAAGAAACACAAGAAUUGAAGCAGCCCUGGCAAGAGGCAAGAGGUUACAACAGCUGCAGGUCAAGCACAACUGGUCCAAGGAUGAGUAUCAGGUUGCAAAUGAUCUCAUCAGCGAGCCCACCCCCUACGGCCUCCAUGCCAGCAUGUUUCUCGUCACUCUCCGUGAGCAGGGCACCCCCGAACAGCACAAGCUAUUUCUGGAAAAGGCAGAGAACUAUGAAAUCAUCGGCUGCUAUGCUCAAACUGAAUUGGGACACGGUUCCAAUGUCAGAGGGCUGGAAACCACCGCCACCUGGAACCCCGAUGACAAGACCUUCACCCUUCAUUCUCCGCACCUGACUGCCUCUAAAUGGUGGAUCGGCUCACUCGGCAAGGCUGCUAACUAUGCCGUCGUUAUGGCUCAACUGUAUAUUGGCGGUAAAAACUAUGGGCCUCACCCUUUUGUUGCCCAGAUCCGAGACAUGAAAACCCAUCAACCCCUACCAAACAUCCAUGUUGGUGACAUUGGACCCAAGUUUGGCUACAACACCAUGGACAAUGGCUUUUUGCUGUUCAAGAACGUCAAGAUCCCUCAUGAAAACAUGCUGGCUCGAUUCUCUCGUAUCGAUCCGUCCACCAACAAAUACGUCCGCCCAUCCAACCCUUCCCUGAUCUACGGAACUCUCACCUACAUUCGAAGCUCAAUCGUGCUCCAGUCAGGUUCAGUUCUUGCCAGGGGUGUGACCAUUGCUAGCAGAUAUUGCGCUGUUCGACGCCAGUUCCAAGAUCGGGAUGCCCCAGCCGGUGAACCGGGCGAAAACCAAGUCCUCAAUUACACCAUGGUUCAAAUUCGACUUCUCCCUCUCCUCGCCGCUACAUAUGCCUUGCACUUCACCGGGCGAGGCAUGAUCAACAUGUAUCAGGAGAAUCAGAAGCGCAUGAACUCCACAGCUGAACCCGAAUCUCGUCGCAAUCCUGGCCCAGAAGAACUCAAUGCCGGUACAGAUCUUCUCGCAGAUCUUCACGCCACCAGUUGCGCAUUGAAGGCUUUGGCUUCCACCACCGCUGCAGAGGGUCUCGAGGUCUGCCGUCGCGCCUGCGGUGGUCACGGCUACUCCUCCUUCUCUGGCAUUGGCAGCUGGUAUGCCGAUUACCUGCCCACCGUCACCUGGGAAGGUGACAACUACAUGCUCACCCAACAGGUCAGUAGAUACCUGUUGAAGACCGCUCGUGCAGUUCUCAAAGGCACGGCCGGAAACAACGACACUUCCCGGAUCUUCAAAGAAUUCAUCCGCCGCCGCGACAUUGGCGCCGCCUUCGAUGUGAUUGGAAGUGACACCGACCUCGUCGAUGCCUUUGCAUGGCGUGUGUCAUUCCUGACCUUUGAAGCUCUGCGUCAUCGUGACGAAGACAAGCAGUCGUGGAACAGCCUUCUCGUCGACUUUUGGCGUCUGUCCACUGCUCAUGGUCAAUACAUGAUUGUCAAGAACUUCCAUGACGCGCUCAACGACCCUCAGACCAAGAAGGAGGUUGAUCCCGAGACGGUGACUCUGCUUCAUAAACUCUUCCGCCUCUACGCCCUUAGCACGUUGGAAAAGGAAGCUUCUGAAUUCUAUUCCUCUGCAGCCGUCACUGUGCGCCAAAUCACCCUUGCCCGCACAAAAGCCGUCAUGAAACUUCUCGAGGAGAUCCGACCUCACACAAUCCGACUAGUCGAUGCCUGGAAAUUCCCCGAUUGGCAACUCGACAGCUCUUUGGGUCGCUAUGAUGGCAAGGUCUAUGAGGAUCUCUUCCACCGCGCCAGCGAGCUCAACCCAUUGAAUGAUGUUGUCUUUGAUCCUUACCCAAAUUCAAAGGUCCUGUUCAAGGAGGACAAGAGGUCCAACUUGAGGAGUAAAUUGUAAAUAGUGUGACCAAGGUUGUGGGAAACUGUCAAUUCUACGGUCACAUCGAUACCGGCGCGAUUGUUUACAUGAUCUCAGAUGUACAUGAAACUAUCAAUACAUUUACACUGUUGACUCGGAAUUUCUCUUGUGAU
Messenger RNA from Exophiala mesophila, 2525 nucleotides. RefSeq lists its product as uncharacterized. Lineage: Eukaryota; Fungi; Ascomycota; Eurotiomycetes; Chaetothyriales; Herpotrichiellaceae. Gene Ontology annotation, cellular component: peroxisome. The transcript has a single exon. The record is from RefSeq and is a predicted model, not a curated record. Gene Ontology annotation, molecular function: acyl-CoA oxidase activity; fatty acid binding; FAD binding. Bases 298 to 2391 code for a protein of 697 amino acids. Gene Ontology annotation, biological process: fatty acid beta-oxidation using acyl-CoA oxidase; lipid homeostasis.